CAGCAUUCCAGCCCAGUGACUCAUAGCAGAUGUAAGCCUCAACUCUGUAGAAUUUAAUAGCAAAAACAAUCGCAGAUUGGGAAGGGCUCUGGAAUUAUUUCCAUCAGCUUAAGAAGAUUUAACGACUUUGAGUUCUGUCCAGAAGUUAAAGCUUCCAAAAUGAAGAUUUUGAUAAUGAUUGAUUUUAUCCUUGCAGCUAGCUUGAUGGAUGUCAUUGGCAGCUCUGAUUUACAGAAAUGUUUUCAAGAGCAGUUACGACUUCAGGGCCAGGUGAGGCUUCUGGAACAUCGUGUGAAACAACAGCAGUUAAAAAUCAUUCAUCUCUUAGAGAAGAAAGAGAUUCAGUACAGUGACAGAGAAGAUGAAAACAGUGUCAUUGACUUGAGAGGAAAAAGACAGUAUUCAGAUUGUGCAGACAUCUACAAUGAAGGCCAUAAGCAAAGUGGAUUUUAUAAAAUAAAACCAAUCCAGAGUCCUAGAGAAUUCCUUGCGUUCUGUGACAUGUCUGAAGGAGGCGGCUGGACUGUGUUUCAGAGACGUUCUGAUGGCACCCAGAAUUUUGAUAGAGUCUGGGCUGACUAUGAAGAAGGCUUUGGAAAUUUUGUUUCGAAAAAUGGUGAAUUUUGGCUUGGAAACAAAAAUCUUCAUUAUUUGACUAAUCAAGGGAAUUAUACUUUAAGAAUUGAUCUAACUGAUUUUGAAGGAGAACGGCGUUUUGCACAGUAUGAAAGAUUCAGAGUUGCAGGAGAAGAGCAUUCUUAUGAGAUGAGUUGUGGUGAAUACUCUGGUACAGCUGGUGAUUCCCUUGCUGGUGGAUUUCAUCCUGAAGUAAAAUGGUGGGCUGAUCAUCGAGGAAUGAAAUUCAGUACUAGAGACAGGGAUAAUGACAACUAUGAAGGGAACUGUGCUGAAGAGGAAAAGGCUGGCUGGUGGUUUAACAGGUGUCACUCUGCCAACCUGAAUGGUUUGUACUACCGCGGUCCCUACACUGCCAAGACAGACAACGGGAUUGUUUGGUACACCUGGCAUGGGUGGUGGUAUUCCCUAAAAUCCGUUGUUAUGAAGGUCAGACCUGCAGACUUUGAACGUAAUAUUGUUUAAAUAUUCUAUUAACAUGAUUCACCUAAUUAAUCUUUUAGGAAAUUCAUUCCAAAUUAAAAUGGGCAGAUUUUUACUUCUCAAUCGAUGCAUGUAUAAAUUUGGAAUAAUUCCUCUGCAACCAGUAGUUUUAUGAGAUGUAAGUAAAAAGACAAGCUAGCCUAUGAACCUUUAGAUACAAAUAUUAAUGCUAAUGAGUCCAGUUUUUCUUUUAAAAAAGGCAAGUGUUCACCUAGGAAUAAGGACAUUUCAUUAAUAUGGAAUAUUUUUGACUUUACAGUAACUCCAAAUCCUUUCACCCUUAAAAACAAAAGUAUUGUUACUGUGCUGUCUCAAAAAUGAAAAUGGAAUGUACUUACACAAUUAAAAAAACUCUACUCAAAUAGAAGCAUAAGGUUUACUCAGUGAAUGGAACAUACUUGCUUUGGAAAGGUUCAAGACUUUAGAAAUUAGUUUCCUGUAAAUCCCUGAUGCAAUGGUUGUAUGUGCUGUAUACAUACCAUACAUAAAAGGUUUAAAGGAUGAGGCAAGGAACUGAAGAAAAAGAAGGGUGCUACCAGGAUACAAUCAACUGAAUCCAGCAUA
Molecule: messenger RNA, 1683 nt
Organism: Sturnus vulgaris (Common starling)
Lineage: Eukaryota; Metazoa; Chordata; Aves; Passeriformes; Sturnidae
Gene: FGL1
Product: fibrinogen like 1
Biological process (GO): positive regulation of heterotypic cell-cell adhesion; blood coagulation; fibrinolysis
Cellular component (GO): fibrinogen complex
Molecular function (GO): protein-macromolecule adaptor activity; extracellular matrix structural constituent
Source: RefSeq, a predicted model, not a curated record